Molecule: messenger RNA, 1783 nt
Organism: Ficedula albicollis (Collared flycatcher)
Lineage: Eukaryota; Metazoa; Chordata; Aves; Passeriformes; Muscicapidae
Product: protein-lysine methyltransferase METTL21E-like
Exons: 5
Coding region: 705-1475 (256 amino acids)
Biological process (GO): peptidyl-lysine methylation
Cellular component (GO): cytosol; cytoplasm
Molecular function (GO): protein-lysine N-methyltransferase activity
Source: RefSeq, a predicted model, not a curated record
GCCUAGAAAACCCAGUUGGGGUUGAAGUCUAAUUUUUCUAAAAUUGUGUAAAGUGAGAGAUGGCUCCUGUCCUGAAUUGAUUACAGCCUAAAAAAGAGAAGUCUUAGGUAUCUGUAUUUGCUCCCACGACAGAGUUUGUGAUCUGUUGGACAUCUUGGAUGUGGAGGAGUGGUAUGCUUACAUUUAUGCAGGGUGACAGCUGUGUUCUGGGUUAGCAUUUUGGGGUUGUGUGACUUGCUGCAGUUCUGCAUUCCAACGGCAGCGUGCAUUCCUCUACCGCAGCUGCAAAAGCACCCGCGCCCCUUGGUAAAUUUGACUUGGUAAGGUCUGAACAACGACUUUGUGCUGUUGGGUUACUUAUUAGUAACAGUGUGGACUUGCUAACACCCUGCCACUAUUUAUUUUGUAAACAGCGCUCCCAAGUUGGUUACUCUGUGGCUGGAGCUCCCUGGGGUGGGCGCCUCUUGCAGUUACAAAAUUGCCCUCUUAUGUAAGGGCUGUGUGGUGCCCUCCUGCCGCUGGGGCUGCAGCUGUCGGGAUUUGUGAUUGUUCCCGAUGUGGGGAUGUUGGCAAUGUGUGACACAGCCUUCGGAACACGCCUUUGCCUGCGGCUGUCCGGGGAGAAGCCACUGGCAAGAUAAAGGCUUCUCUGCUGGAGCACCAUCUGGGGAAAGCUGGGAGAGAUUCAGGGUUUGUGGCAUAGUAUGGAUUUGGCAUCAACACAGCAUAAUCAUCUACAAAAUCAUUGGGUCAGAGAAUUUGGAAGACAGGAAGGGGAAAAAGAAGAUGAGGAAAUAGUUGCAGAAAUCAUGGGGAGGCGUUUUUUUCCUGAUAUUAUAGCUUAUAAGGCCUGGGAAGGCUUUCACUUUGCUGGCCAUGAGAUAAGAAUUACAGAAGCCACUGAUUGUUACGGGGCAGUCGUCUGGCCAUCGGCUCUUGUUCUGUGUUAUUUUUUGGAAACUAAUUCUAAACAAUGCAAUUUGGUUGACAAAAAUGUGAUUGAAAUUGGAGCUGGAACUGGCUUGGUCUCCAUAGUAGCCAGUUUGCUGGGUGCCUUUGUGACUGCCACAGAUUUGCCAGAACUACUGGGAAACCUUCAGCACAAUGUUCUCCAAAAUACAAAGCAGAAAUGCAAGCACCAGCCUUGUGUAAAGGAGUUGUCUUGGGGAAUUGAUCUGGAAAAGAACUUUCCUAGGUCUUCAUGUCACUUUGACUACAUUAUGGCUGCUGAUGUAGUUUACCACCAUCCAUUCCUGGAUGAACUCCUCCUAACUUUUGAUCACUUGUGCAAGGAUGAUACUGUUAUUCUGUGGGCCAUGAAAUUUAGGUUGGAGAAUGAAAACGGAUUUGUGGACAGAUUUCAGACAUUGUUUGACUUAGAGAUGAUUUCUAAUUUUCCCAGUUUGAACAUAGCCUUGUAUAAAGCAAUGAGGAAAGGCAGGAUGAAAGCCAGACCUUCCAAACUGAAGGUCUGAAAGAGAGAUGUGGGGAGGUGACAAUUUCAUUUGUUCUGCAGCUUUUUCUCUGUUUAAUAAUUUCUAUUUUAGUAGCUGCUGACACUUACAUGAAUGACAUUUCUAGAGAUAGGUAAAACAAAUCAUCAAAUUCCUAGUGCAUUCCUAUAAGUUCCUAAAUUCAAUUUGCCAAUAGUGUUAUACACAGAAGAGUUAUAUCUGUGACAUUUUCUUGACUUUUAUGUCCUCAGCUGACAACUCUAAUAACUUUUACAAGACUUACCAUUAUUGUUAUGGGUCAUAUAAUGAAUAUUUCCACAAGUUUUCAA